Molecule: messenger RNA, 2772 nt
Organism: Ochotona princeps (American pika)
Lineage: Eukaryota; Metazoa; Chordata; Mammalia; Lagomorpha; Ochotonidae
Product: kinesin-like protein KIF19
Exons: 20
Coding region: 1-2772 (923 amino acids)
Biological process (GO): microtubule-based movement
Molecular function (GO): microtubule binding; microtubule motor activity; ATP binding
Source: RefSeq, a predicted model, not a curated record
AUGGAACACAAGGACCAGCAGCUGGUGGUGGCACUCCGAAUCCGCCCGCUCAGUGACGUGGAGCUGCAGGAUGGUGCCACCAUCAUCACUCACAAACUGGGGGACCAGGUGCUGGUGCUCAUGGACCCCAGUGAGGACGCUGAGGACCCACUGCGUGCCCACCGGUCCCGGGAGCGGGCCUUCAUCUUCGACACCGUGUUCGACCAGCACGCCUCCCAGGAGGAGGUGUACCGUGCCACCACCCAGCAGCUGAUAGAAGGUGUUAUUUCUGGGUACAACGCAACUGUGUUUGCCUACGGUCCCUCAGGCGCAGGGAAGACCCACACCAUGCUGGGCAUGGACGCAGAGCCCGGCAUCUACCUGCAGACCCUCAGCGACCUCUUCCAGGCCAUCGAGGAGAGCCGUGAGGGCGUGGACUACAGUGUGUCCAUGUCCUACUUCGAGAUCUAUAACGAGGUGAUUCGGGACCUGCUGAACCCAUCUUCAGGGUGUCUGGACCUGAGGGAAGACGCCAAGGGCAGCAUCCAGGUCGCAGGUGUCAGGGAGGUCUCCACCUCCAACGCCCAGGAGAUCAUGCAGCUCCUCACCAAGGGCAACCGGCAGCGCAUGCAGGAGUCCACGGCCACCAACAGCACGUCGUCACGUUCCCACGCCGUGCUGCAGGUCACUGUGCAUCAGCGCAGCCGUGGCGUGGACCUGGCCGAGGAAGUGCGCAUCGGGAGGCUCUUCAUGGUGGACCUGGCGGGCUCGGAGCGGGCAGCCCAGACCCAGAACCGCGGCAUGAGGAUGAAGGAGGGUGCACAUAUCAACCGCUCGCUGCUGGCACUGGGCAACUGCAUCAAUGCGCUCAGCGAGAAGAGCGGCGGCCGCACGCAGUUUGUGAAUUUCCGAGACAGCAAGCUCACGCGCCUGCUGAAGGAUGCCCUGGGAGGGAACAGCCGUACAGUAAUGAUUGCCCACAUCAGCCCGGCCAGCACCUGCUUUGAGGAGUCACGGACCACGCUACUCUACGCCAGCAGGGCCAAGAACAUCAAGACCAGGGUCAAGCGCAACCUGAUGAACGUAUCCUACCGCAUCGCGCAGUACACAGACGUCAUCUCGCGCCUGCGCAGGGAGAUCGAGCACCUCAAGUCCAGGCUCGAGAAGAAGAGCGAGCCUGCUGCCCAGGACAUGCAGGUGCUGCUCGUCUCCCCGGACGCGGAGGAGGACGGCCGGCUGCAGAUGAGCAGGAUCCGGGCUCAGCUCGUCGGGGCCUUCAGGGAGCAGAAGGAGAUGCGGAGCAGCUUGGUGGAGCUGGAGAAUGCCAGCACUGAGCUGCACAUGGACAUGUCUCGCCACCUGCUGACCCUUGCUGACUGGGAGCGGGACAGGACCCACCUCCGUGCACACAGAGGACACCAGGAGCCCGAGAAGGAUGAGGAGCCCAUGGAUGGGGACGGUGGCGAGUCCACAGAGCCACAUGAAGUGGCCCUGGCCAGGGAGGAGGUCAACCUGCUGCUGGCGGAGCAGCGGAAGACGGCAGCCCUCAAGGCAGAGCUGGAGCAGCGGCUGGCCCAGGCCAAGCAGAAGGCCUCGCAGAUGGAACAGCUGCUGCCGCAGUGCGUCACCAGCGAGGACCAGCGCGAGGUGCUGCGACUGCUGUGCCAGAAGGACCUCCUCCUCCAGCGCUACCACCAGCACCGGCGCCUCUGCCAGCAGCUCGUGGAGGGGCAGCGGCGACUCCUGCAGGACCACGGCAUCCCAGUGCCUGAGCACCUGGACAGGCGGUACUGCCUGUUCUCGCAGGAGCUGGGCGAGGGCGCCCUGGACCGCCUGCUGCUGCUGCACUCGGAGAUGGCCAGCUCCCUCCGGGAUGGCUCUGUGGUUGGUGUAUCUCCCCCGCUGGGAGAAGCUGCCCGGGAGCAGCCCACUGACCUGGAGGACCUCCCGUGGGCUGCCCGGUCUGAGCUACCCCAAGAGCUGUUGGAGAGCCACAGCGCAGGCCCUGGCUCACGGAAAGCAACACCGUCGAAGAGGCUGGGCAGGCAGGAUUCCCUCCUGCCCCUGCCCUCCCUGCUCACACCUCCGGCACUCGAGAGGCCGGCCUUCCUGAACAGGAAGAACUUGGUCUGCACGCUGCAGCCGGCGGCCGGCCCGGAGCUGAGCGCCUCUGCCCUCAGUGCUCAGGCCCUCCAGGAGAUGGCUGCGGGCACCAAAGGCAUCGCCCUCCUCGCGGCCAGCCGGCGCUCCAAGGCGCAGACCCAGGAGGGCGGCAGUGGCCGUUCCUCCCGCCACCUCCUGGAGGAGGCAGCCCCAGAGCCCAGGGACCAGAAGCCUAGCACCAGCCCGGGUCUCAGCCCUGCCCCUGGGAGGCGACCCCGAGCCAGCCCAUGCAGGGAGCCCUCCAGGGAGACGGACAGGAGGAAGCAGUCAGCCUGCCUCCCCUGGAGCACGCAGCUGGCGGCCGUGGAGCAGCAGGGGGAGGGCCGGCCCUCUGCCGUGCCCACCCGAUCGCCCGGAAGGAGCUUUCUUCCUCCUGUCACUGUGGUCUCCAGGAUGAAGCCCAGCCACAGCCUCCAUGCAGAUGACCACACACCACACGUGCCUGAGGUCAGCUUCACCUUCCCCAGCGCCGUGUGGCGGAGCAGCCCAGGCUCAAGCAGGGUGCCCCUGCUGCCCAGGGACAUCCGAGGGUCCACCGACAGCAUGGGCCAGCACCACAGCCCACUGCCCCCCAGCAACCCCCGAAGGCCCCAGGGUGGCAGUGCCAAGACAGCAAGAAGACUGAAGUAG